This is a messenger RNA of Malassezia globosa CBS 7966, 474 nucleotides long. RefSeq lists its product as uncharacterized. The record is from RefSeq and is a predicted model, not a curated record. Bases 1 to 474 code for a protein of 157 amino acids. NCBI's taxonomy places the organism in Eukaryota, Fungi, Basidiomycota, Malasseziomycetes, Malasseziales, Malasseziaceae. The transcript has 3 exons.
AUGCCUCAGAAGGAAUUUGAGACAGAGUUUCCAUUGAUUGAUUCGGAUCCGCACUUCAGGCGCGUGGUGCGCUACUUCCGUCCUUCGGACUAUUAUGCUAUCGCAGGCACAGCCGUGGCCUUCCCAAGUGCGCUCUGGCUGCUAGAGAGCUCUGAUCCAGCGCGCGGCCGCGGAAAGCUUGGUGCGGCUUUGAAGCUAUCGACAUUCCUUGGAUUGUGCGGAGGAUUCUUGUAUGCGUACCAGCGCUCGACGUUCCGUUUCUGGGGUUGGACAGAGAAUGCGCGUGAACAGGAACUCGCAAAAGCAGAGGUGGCCUCUGGCGAUGUGCCUGGUCAGGGCAAGAGCAGCCUCACAGACGAGCUGCAAGGCGUCGCACACAGGAACAGUGCAUUCUCUCAGCUCAACUUGGGUACGUCCGUUUUGUUUCGCGUAGGCGCGUUUUGCUCUGCGCCAUGUUGUUUGUACACAGACUGA